Lasiosphaeria miniovina is the source of this 2340-nucleotide messenger RNA. RefSeq names its product transmembrane amino acid transporter protein-domain-containing protein. Bases 1 to 2340 code for a protein of 779 amino acids. Gene Ontology annotation, biological process: amino acid transmembrane transport. Gene Ontology annotation, cellular component: vacuolar membrane. The record is from RefSeq and is a predicted model, not a curated record. The transcript is spliced from 2 exons. Gene Ontology annotation, molecular function: L-tyrosine transmembrane transporter activity. NCBI's taxonomy places the organism in Eukaryota, Fungi, Ascomycota, Sordariomycetes, Sordariales, Lasiosphaeriaceae.
AUGUCGAGCUCUGGGAGAGAUUCACCUGCUCCACCCGCGGAAGCGGUGCCAACACCAUCACAGCCGCCAUCGCAAUCGCGACCCGGCUCGCUUCGUGCCUACUCGUAUUCUAAUUCAGUGCCUCGCGCCGAGUCCCUCGCACGCCUCGUAUCCCCGAUUCCAUACCAUGCCCUCGGUACUCCUCCCAGCCUCCGGGCAGCGAACCAGGCCGACGGCGGAGACGUCGACUCGGCCCCUUUGACUCCGCUCCCCGGUCCUGGCUCCUACGCCGCAGGCCCCGGAAUCUCUGCCCUCGCCGCAGCUUUGUCACAUUCGAUUGGAACGUCGCCUCCCCGGUUUGGCACCCCACCUGUCCGGCCGCUUUCCCCGGCCGCGGCUAACGCUCUCUUCCUUGCCUCGGCCACGCCCACCAAUUAUGGCUCCUUCGAUACAAGGUCACGGCACGUGUCUCAGAGUGGCGUUGGAGCUUACGAGGAUCCGGAAAUUGUUAAAAGACAUCUGGUCCAGCCAGGAGACGCUGCGCCCGAAGAUGCGGGCUGGAGAAAACCAAGCAUUGGGUCCAAGGGCAAACAAAAAGCCCACGGAUCGCAGUCGCCAUCUGAUGACGAGGAGUUCUCGAGCUUAAAGCUGCUAGGCGGCGACAUCACGCGCCCGAUAUACAAGUGGACCGAGGAGAUAGAACAGCGGAACAAGGUCCAGCGCAGCAAAAGCUUCAGCGCCGCGAGGCCCGAGCCCGAGAACGAAGUUCUUGACAUCAGCACCAUCAAGGUCCCAGGGGGCUUCAGGCGCAACUACUUGAGGAGGGCUGCCCGAGAUACUUCGCCCUCGUAUGACGACGUGGAGCACGGCGAGGGUACGAGCCACAGCGCAUCCCACCCUCGGCUGCUGACGAGCAGCUUUCUCGAGUUUCUGUCUCUCUACGGUCACUUCGCAGGUGAAGAGCUGGAGGAAGACGAUGAGGCCUUGAAGCCCGGCGAGUAUUUCAUGUCGGGCAGUGACGAAGACGGCUAUUCCAGUGGCGAAGGCUCCGAAGACGACCGAGAACCAAUGGAAGACAGCGCCCUCCUUACUCCUUCCCGCCGGAAGAGGAGGAGGAAGGGACGCGGAGGAAGUGGCCAGAACAGCCCCAUGAGCGCAGCGCUGCUGCUCCUGAAAUCUUUUGUUGGCACUGGCGUUCUGUUCCUCCCUCGCGCGUAUCUCAAUGGCGGCAUGCUGUUCAGCAACCUGGUUCUGCUGUUUGUAGCAGCUUUGAGCUACUACUGCUUCGUUCUCCUUGUCACCACCCGAUUGAAGGUUGAGGGCUCGUUUGGCGAUAUUGGCGGCAUCCUAUACGGAAAAUGGAUGAGGACCCUCAUUCUGACGUCCAUUGUGCUAAGCCAGAUAGGUUUUGUUGCAGCCUACAUGGUGUUCACGUCGGAGAACUUGCAGGCCUUUAUACUCGCUGUGUCGGACUGUAAGACGAUGGUCCCCAUUAGCUGGUUGAUCAUCUUACAGAUGGUGAUACUCUUACCCCUCUCGCUGCUUCGCGACAUCGAAAAGCUUGGAUUCACGGCGCUCAUAGCCGACGCCUUCAUCGUCAUUGGAUUGGCAUAUCUCUUUCAGUAUGACAUAUUUACGCUCAAGACCCAGGGCUGGGCAGACAUCAUCAUGUUCAACGAGAAGAACUGGACUCUCUUUAUCGGAACCGCCAUUUUCACCUUUGAGGGCAUUGGCCUCAUUAUUCCCAUCCAGGAGUCUAUGAAGCAGCCACAGAAGUUCCCCAAGGUCAUGUUUGUUGUCAUGAUCAUCAUCACCACUCUUUUCAUCGUCAUGGGCGCAGUUUCUUACGCUGCAUACGGCUCAAAGACGGAGACGGUUGUGCUGCUAAACUUGCCCCAGGAUGACAAGUUUGUCAAUGGCGUGCAAUUUCUAUAUUCGCUUGCCAUCCUCCUCUCGACGCCGCUCCAGAUAUUCCCUGCCAUCAGGAUUACAGAAAACGCGCUUUUCACAAAGAGCGGCAAGUAUAAUCCGUAUAUCAAGUGGCAGAAGAACGUAUACCGCUUCUUUCUCGUGGCGGUUUGCGCCCUUAUUGCCUGGGGCGGUGCCGACAACCUGGACAAGUUUGUUGCGCUCGUCGGCAACUUUGCCUGCAUCCCUUUGGUGUACAUCUAUCCUCCGAUGCUACACUACAAGGGCGUGGCAAAGAGCGCCGUGCGGAGAUGGUCCGACGUUUUCCUCUGUAUAUUCGGCUUCAUUGCCAUGGCGUAUACGACCAGCUUGACCAUCAUGAGCUGGGCUAACGAGUCUGGCGGAGGGCUGCCGAGCUAUUGCGACAAAAAGGGGAAGUUGACCGACGAGUAA